This is a messenger RNA of Humulus lupulus (European hop), 1380 nucleotides long. Its product is annotated as peroxisomal nicotinamide adenine dinucleotide carrier-like. The coding region runs from base 189 to 1304 and encodes 371 amino acids. Lineage: Eukaryota; Viridiplantae; Streptophyta; Magnoliopsida; Rosales; Cannabaceae. The transcript has 11 exons. The record is from RefSeq and is a predicted model, not a curated record. Gene Ontology annotation, biological process: transmembrane transport; nucleotide transport.
GAUGGAGCUUUCCUUUCAUCCCCAAAAUCCAGCUUGAGCUUGGGACGACGACGUUUUAGUCCUGAAGCUGGAAUAUCAUAAUGCCACGUGUACAUAUUUAGGAGAGGAUAUUUUUGCUUUUUUUUUUUUUUUUGGUACAAAUAGAAAGAGAAGAAAAAGAGAAGAGAGGAGAGAAUAGAAGAGAAGAAAUGUCAAACUCAAACGCAGUGGCGAAUGGAGUAGCUGGAGCUGGAGGUGGUAUUAUUGCUCAGAUUAUUACUUAUCCUCUUCAAACGGUCAAUACGCGCCAACAAACUGAGAGAAGAGCCAAAAGGGUAUCGGCCCCUGGAGCUACAUCUCCCACUCCCACUGCCAGUGCCCUUGUUCAAAUUCUCCAAGUUAUAAAAAACGAAGGGUGGGGAGGACUUUACAGUGGUCUUAAACCUUCCUUGUUUGGAACAGCUGCUUCACAGGGAAUAUAUUACUAUUUUUACCAGGUUUUCAAGAACAAGGCAGAGUCUAUUGCAAAUUCCCGUAAAAACAAAGGCCGAGGGGAUGGCAGCGUGGGCAUGUUUUCAUGGCUUGUGGUUGCAGCUCUUGCUGGUUCAUUGAACGUAUUGUUCACUAAUCCUAUAUGGGUUCUCGUCACUCGUAUGCAGACACACACUCAAGCAGAACGGAAAAUCAGGGAGGAAAGAAAAGAAUCCCUGCUGAGGGAACUAGCUAAUUCUGAUCAAAGCAGCACUACUCUUACUCUGUUGCAUGACAAAAUGGCUGAGCUUGAUUCUUUAAAACCGACUCCUUAUGGAACUAUGCACGCGGCUCAAGAGGUGUAUAGCGAAGCAGGAAUUCGUGGGUUCUGGAAAGGCAUUAUCCCAACGCUAAUCAUGGUGUGCAAUCCAUCAAUCCAAUUCAUGAUUUAUGAGACCUCUUUAAACCGUCUAAAGGCAAGAGGUGCAGCUAGCAGCAAGCAGGGAUCAAACACUACUGCAACUGCUUUGGAGACUUUCUUAUUGGGAGCCGUGGCCAAACUUGGAGCAACUGUGUCCACUUACCCCUUGUUAGUUGUCAAGUCAAGGCUGCAGGCUAAGCAGGAGAUUGGAGGGAGUAGCUCCUUAAGAUACUCAGGUACCAUUGAUGCAAUAAUCAAGAUGAUUAGAUAUGAAGGGUUGAGUAGCUUUUACAAAGGUAUGAGUACAAAGAUUGUGCAAAGUGUUUUUGCAGCUUCACUACUUUUUAUGAUCAAGGAGGAACUUGUCAAGGCUUACGUCUUAAUGUCUUAUAAGUCCCGUGUAUUCCUAUCCAGUUUGAGAAAGAUAAAAUAAUUAUGUGUACAGAGCCAGCUACAUUAGAAAAUACCUUACCAAUUUAAUUCGUAAUAAAAUUCCAAAAGUUUAGUUA